Molecule: messenger RNA, 3783 nt
Organism: Sinocyclocheilus grahami
Lineage: Eukaryota; Metazoa; Chordata; Actinopteri; Cypriniformes; Cyprinidae
Product: potassium voltage-gated channel subfamily H member 7-like
Exons: 17
Coding region: 366-3704 (1112 amino acids)
Biological process (GO): potassium ion transmembrane transport; regulation of membrane potential
Cellular component (GO): plasma membrane
Molecular function (GO): inward rectifier potassium channel activity
Source: RefSeq, a predicted model, not a curated record
AUACCGUUUCCUCGCGCGUCUCCUUGCACAGCGUCGCGCGCAGUGUGCGGGGGCCCCUCGCGGAGAGGCAGACGUCACUGCUGUCAGUUUGUGGCCGUUUGUCACAUCGGUGGGUUUCAGUUCGAUUGAGAUGCUGCUCAGACCCGCAGCCUCCUCACAGAGCGCCUCGUUUUCUCGUCUUUCGUUUCAAACGGCGACUACCGGUGAAGACAAAAACGGGAAUGAAUCACGGAAAGCGACAAUUUAACGGCGGAAAGAAGGAGAAGACGUCGCCGGAAUGACCCCCCACAAAGAAACGCGUUUCCUCGCGCAGCGCUCCUGAAGCUCAUCCAACGGUUUCAAAGGCGCACAACCAGCCGUCAAUCAUGCCGGUGCGACGAGGUCACGUCGCGCCACAGAACACGUUUCUCGGGAUUAUCAUCCGCAAAUUCGAGGGUCAAAACAAGAGAUUUGUCAUAGCCAAUGCACGUGUCCAGAACUGUGCCAUCAUCUACUGCAAUGAUGCCUUCUGUGAGAUGACAGGGUUUUCCCGGCCGGACAUCAUGCAGAAGCCGUGCACCUGUGACUUCCUGCACGGACAGCUGACCAAGCGGCACGCUAUUGCGCAGGUAGCACAGGCUCUCCUGGGCUCGGAGGAACGCAAAGUGGAGAUCACCUACCACCGCAAGGACGGAUCAGACUUCUUGUGUGUGACACACAUCAUUCCAGUGAAGAAUGAAGAGGGUGUUGUCAUGCUGUUCAUCUUGAGCUUCGAUUAUGUGCUGAAAGAGGGCAGCAUGGAUUCAUUAGAUCGACUCAACCACACCUCGCCAGCCAGACAAGAACAAAAAAAAGGACGUUUCUUCCGUUUUCGUCUGCCUGCACCACUGAGCAUGCUGGGAGUGAGUAAGCAAUCCCUCCCUCAGGAAGACCCAGAUGAGGUGACCAUCCAUUCGGCUGAUCAGAAUGAGAAACGCUCUUCCUGCUCGUCAUCUGUCUCUCUUUCCCUUUCUCCACGUGAGCUCCAUCCACCCACCGGUGAGAGCUGUAGCCCCUCCUACGGAAAUGACACCUGGGCUCUGAUUGGCCAGAAUUAUCUGGGGUCAUGCUCACCUAUCUCAGGGCCACAGGAUCACUCAUCUCCAAGGGGCCCCUGGGAGAGGGUGGAGCCCCAGGAGCCUUUGCCGACUGCAUCCAGGAGAGCAUCACGGGCCAGUAUGUGCACGUUUAGGAGAGUAUCAUCUACACAAGAUUUAGAAGGACUCAGCACGCAGAGGACGUACCGUGAUCGCCAUGCUAGCGAAGAUAAUGGGCGUAGUAUUAAAGUGUCGCGCUCUUGGAUGGCUGGGGGACCAUUUAAUCAGAUCAAGUCCAGCAUUUUGGGUUCCACGUCUGACUCAAACCUCACUAAGUACAGCACCAUCAACAAGAUCCCUCUCAUCACUCUCAACUUCUCAGAGACCAACAAUGACAAGCGGGCAUCAUCUCCGCAUUCCUCAGAUAAAACCAUCAUUGCACCAAAGGUCAAAGAUCGAGCACACAACGUCACAGAGAAGGUCACACAGGUGUUGUCGCUAGGCGCUGACGUGCUUCCAGAGUAUAAGCUUCAGAUGCCACGCAUCGACAAGUUCACCAUCCUACACUACAGCCCCUUCAAGGCAGUCUGGGAUUGGCUGAUUCUGCUGCUAGUCAUAUACACCGCUGUUUUCACGCCCUACAGCGCUGCUUUCCUGCUCAAUGACGUAGAGGAGCAAAAGAGACGAGAGUGUGGUUAUUCCUGCAGCCCGCUCAACGUGGUGGACCUCAUAGUGGACAUCAUGUUUAUUGUAGACAUUCUUAUAAAUUUCCGGACUACGUACGUUAAUGCCAACGAAGAGGUGGUUAGUCAUCCAGCUAAGAUAGCAGUGCAUUACUUCAAGGGAUGGUUCUUCAUAGACAUGGUGGCAGCCAUACCGUUUGAUCUGCUCAUAUUUGAGGGAGGAUCAGAAGAGACCACGACUUUGAUUGGCCUGCUUAAGACUGCCAGACUGCUCCGAUUGGUCCGUGUGGCACGGAAGCUGGAUCGUUACUCAGAGUAUGGGGCGGCUGUCCUAAUGCUCCUCAUGUGUAUCUUUGCACUGAUUGCUCAUUGGUUGGCUUGCAUAUGGUAUGCAAUCGGCAAUGUGGAGAAGCACUAUCUGGAUCACACGAUUGGCUGGUUGGACAAUCUAGCUAUAUCUAUCGGCAAGCAGUAUAAUGGCACCGACCUCUCCUCAGGCCCCUCAAUCAAGGACAAGUAUGUGACAGCACUGUAUUUCACAUUCAGCAGUCUGACCAGCGUGGGCUUUGGAAACGUGUCGCCAAAUACCAACUCAGAGAAGAUCUUCUCCAUCUGCGUCAUGCUCAUUGGCUCUCUGAUGUAUGCUAGUAUCUUUGGGAAUGUGUCUGCUAUAAUUCAGCGACUGUACUCAGGAACAGCUCGGUACCAUCUGCAGAUGCUUCGGGUCAAAGAAUUCAUUCGCUUCCACCAGAUCCCUAACCCGCUGAGACAAAGACUGGAGGAGUACUUCCAACACGCAUGCACAUACACCAAUGGCAUCGACAUGAACAUGGUACUGAAGGGCUUUCCAGAGUGCCUGCAGGCUGAUAUCUGUCUUCAUCUGAAUCAAAGUUUGCUCCAGAGCUGCAAGGCUUUCGGCGGAGCGACCAAAGGAUGCCUUCGGGCACUGGCGAUGCGCUUUAAGACCACUCAUGCCCCACCGGGUGACACGCUGGUGCAUUGCGGGGACGUUCUCACGGCCCUCUACUUUGUGGCCAGGGGAUCUAUCGAGAUUCUCCGAGACGACAUAGUGAUGGCCAUCCUGGGUAAGAAUGAUAUUUUUGGAGAGAUGAUUCAUCUGUACGCCAAACCGGGGAAAGCCAACGCAGAUGUUCGAGCGCUGAGCUACUGCGACCUCCACACCAUCUACAGAGAGGAUCUUCUGGAGGUUCUGGAAAUGUAUCCUGAAUUCUCAGACUACUUCCUGUCCAAUCUGGAGCUCACGUUUAACCUGCGUGAUGAGAACGCCAAGGGAGCAACAGCUCCUCAGAGGAACCUAUACACGGCCGUGAGUGACUCAGACACAGAAGAUCCUGACGUCAAGACCAAACCCUGCUUUAAGAGGAACCGCUCCGCAGGUUCUCCGAGCAGACUGAGCGGGACAGACAGGGAAAGUGGAAGAGAUCGAGAGGUUCGCACGUUACCGGGAGAGGAGGAGGAGGAGGAAGAAGAGGAGGGUGAGGAAGAAAUGGCGAGGUCUUUGAGUCAAUCCAUUCCUGUCAACCUGAACACCAUCCCUGAUACAUACUCUAAAGAUUGUGUUGAAAACAAUCUGUUUCACAAAGAUGUGUGUGUUGAAGAAUGGCCUUGUGGGAAUGCAGAUGACUCAGCGAAAUAUCAGGACAGAGGAGGAGACGACUGUGAAAGUGACAUCACAUUCGGCGAAAUGGAGCAAAGACUGGAUCUACUGCAGGAACACCUAAACAGGCUGGAAGAGCAGAUGACGUCAGACAUCCAGGCUAUUUUACAGUUGCUCCAGAGGCAGAGCACUCUGGGACCUCCGGCGUACAACACUGUGGCCGUCAGUCCCGACUACCACAAGCCUGUGCAGCCCGUCACUGCCAUGCAGACACAGAGUCCUGAUCUAGAGAACGCCUGCAAAGCCAAAGACUCCAACGCCUGCAGUUACCACGGAGAUGACCUCUGACGUCAGCACGCCACUCCAUUGGUGACGGAGCCAGAGUGGGAGGCGGGUCUCCACAGGCCCUCCUCUGAUCCUGGCUGUC